CACACACUGUCAUGGCUGCCUGCCUGCCUGCCUCCAGCCUUGCCCCGUUUCCCUCACACACCCGUCUCUAGUUCUGCUCCUGCCUGGCCCUCUCGCCCUGCCCCCUGGUCCUCUUCCUCUUCCCCUGGCCUGUCUGCACUGCUGCAGAUGGGUACAUCACUGUCCCUCAAUAUCACCUCGAUGUACUCGGCCUUUUCCGCCGCCCCCAGCGACCGCCAGUGGCUCCUCUUGAUGGCUAUCGGGUUGUACCCAUAUUGCCUGACAGACACAAAGGCACGGACACACACAUGACAUGGGUCAUGCGGGUGGCCACCCGAUGCCACACAGACAGACAGACAGACAGGUAUGUGUGUGUGUGCGGGCCCGUAGGUACCUGAGGUGUAUGAGCUGGAGGAGGGUGCUGCCGCAUGGCUGCAGGCCGUUGCGAGAGCACUCGGACACCACUAACAGCACAUCACGACGACCACCUGCCAUCACACACACAAAACCCAUGCCGCAUUGCAUUGCAAUCCAUUCAUCAAUAGGCUGGCUGUCUGUGUGUGUGUGUGGCGUACGCAGCUUGAUGUCGAGUACGUAUGGUGCGUCGAUUUGGUACUCCACGGUGUGCGGCACAGACAGCUUCGUCAGCUCUGAUGACACCUGCACACACACACCACACAAACAUCCAUCCAUUCAUCCAUCCAUCCGUCCAUCAGUCAGUCAAACCAUCGCGCGGCCGACAUCUCUCUCUCUCUCUCUCUGGGGUUCACUGACUGACUCAAAUGGCUGACCUCGUGGACUUGGUCGAUGAAUGGCGCGCCGAAGCCGCCUCUGUGCAUGGCCCAGGUGCGCAUGCCCUCGUAGACACAGCGUGGGUGCAUGUUGUGUCUGAGCCAGGGGAACUGGAUCAUGUGUGCCAGCCACAGGUGGAACACGCGGUACCGCUCCCUCUCCCACGCUGGGGUGCUGCCGAUCUUCCGGUACAGAAAACUCAACGCAUACGGCACAUCAGCUGCAGCAUAUAAUAUCACACACACACACACAGAAGUUUCCUUUUGCCUGUGUGUGUGGGUGUGUGUGUCUGUGUCUGUCUGUCGGCCCCUCCACCGGCUCACCAGCAAUCGAGUAGACAGCAAUGGCGAAGACGGCCUUGGUCGCCGCUUCCUCGCUCACAUCGUCCAAAUGGUCCUCCAGGUACCGCACCACCCCUUUCACCACAGCCAGCACCUCGCCGCCCCCUCCCAGACCCACACCGAAAUACGCCAACGACUCCAGAUAGCCGCACAGCUGCGUCAGCGACACGCCAGCAGGCCGCCGCAGGUUGGUGGCCAGAUCGACGUGGCUCAGCACCCGGUCGCACGUCGCCAGAAGUGCAUCAUCGAAGCGCAGAGCCACUCGCCGGAACGCGCAGACGCACGUUAUCAGCUCGCCGACGGUGAACAUGCCCGUGUGGCGCGCGACGGUGCGGGCGACGGCCUCGAAGAGUGAGUCGUGUUUUGGCCGGUUGUGUGCGGCGAAGCCAUGGGCGAUGCCGGCGAGCUCGCUGGGAGAGAACUCCUGGAACCGUGAUAAGAUGCUGGCCUCGGUCGACUCGAACAGCCUGGCGUGAUACAUCUCCAGCGAGCCGAACAGCUGGACCAUCCUCACUGUCUGCUGGUGGUCCAGGGUGCCCUUGUCGAUGAAGUGGUCCGCGCACCGGUCAUAGAAGGGGUGCUUGAGGUAGCCCGCCCAGAAGUAGGCGUCGGCGCACUUGAGUAGCACGUCGAGGUCUGUCACGGGCUGCGUCAUGAGCGGCUUGAGGUAAGAGCCAAACAGCCGGAAGUAUUUGUGGCCGAGCUGGCGAAGGGCGAGAAUCACAUUGGCGAGGCUGUCGAAGUCGAGCUUGUCACGGAAGUUGAAGAGGUCGCUGAGCAGCACGUCGUAUCGCUCGUCGGCCAUGAGGUUUGAGCGCUGCACCACGUCGGCGUCUUCGUAGAGCACUCCCAGCACCUGCAGCGCCGUGAUCAGAUUGUGCACGAAAAACACCCCACGGUGCGUGACCAGCAGACCCAACAUCUGCAGAAACACACGAUGAAUCAAUGAACGACACACAGAGGAAAUGGAUUGGCAGGGAGACCAACAUUUCACACAUUCCCGGCUCUGUGUGUGUGUGUGUGUGUGUGUGUGUGUGUCUGACCUCGUCGAUGGUGUUGGCCUUGAGAAGCAGCUGGUCGAGCUGCAUACAGAUGGGGUUGGCGUACACGACAGCCGCCAGACUCCGCUUCCUCUCCUCGACGGCUUUCCGCCUCUGCAGGGCCACCUGGUGACUCCACUCAUGCUCGCGGCCGGGAGGGGACUCAUCUCUCUUGACCGCCGCCUGCAUGAGGGCCCGCGGGUCAAACGAGCCGAAGGCGGACUCACCGCUGCUGACGGUGGGAAAGCGGCUGGGGAGGGGAGGAGGUGGGGAGCUGAUCGACGCAGUGGAUGCGCGUCGGGCUGCACCCGCCGAUGGAUAGAUGGCGCAUCUGGGCUGCCGGUGAUUGGCCGUGAGUCGGCCGAGCUGGCGGAAUGACGCAUCUCUUCGCAUCAGUUGCUGUCCUCAGACGAAUCACGCUCAAUCGCUCCACAUGCACAGAGGAACCCAAGGAACACACGCAC
Vitrella brassicaformis is the source of this 2616-nucleotide messenger RNA. The record is from the annotation of a GenBank genome assembly. Lineage: Eukaryota; Vitrellaceae.